Messenger RNA from Rosa chinensis, 1279 nucleotides. RefSeq names its product ethylene-responsive transcription factor ERN1. The record is from RefSeq and is a predicted model, not a curated record. Gene Ontology annotation, molecular function: DNA binding; DNA-binding transcription factor activity. The coding region runs from base 218 to 1120 and encodes 300 amino acids. The transcript has a single exon. Lineage: Eukaryota; Viridiplantae; Streptophyta; Magnoliopsida; Rosales; Rosaceae. Gene Ontology annotation, biological process: regulation of DNA-templated transcription.
UAUAGAAAACUCAGAAAACCUUGCAAUAUAUAAAUCCUCAAUUCCUCAUCAACAACCAAAACAAGGAGAUGCAGACGAGCUCUCCACUAGCAUUCAGACCAUAGCUAAGCUGAUUAAUACAAACUCGUUUGCAAUUCAUUUUUCCAAGUACAAUCCCUCCCUUCCUAGCUUCUUAAAUCUCGAUACCUCUUCUUCCUCAAGUAUCGAACUUCGAAUAAUGGAGUUUCAGUUCCAGCUGCAGAAACAGAUUUCAUUUCCGGCGGCGGCUCAAUCACAUAGAGCUUCAGGCAUUCCAAAAAGCAGCAAAGGCAAUAAGUUGAAGGGAGGUAGAAAUAGAAGCAACAACACCAACAAGUUUGUUGGGGUGAGACAGAGACCUUCAGGGAGAUGGGUAGCUGAGAUCAAAGACACAACGCAAAAGAUAAGGAUGUGGCUUGGAACCUUUGAAACUGCUGAAGAGGCUGCUCGAGCUUACGACGAAGCUGCUUGCCUUCUUCGUGGCAACAAUACUCGAACCAACUUCAUCACACAUGUCUCUUUGGAUUCCCCUCUUGCUUCUCGAAUCCAAAAUCUCCUCAACACCAAAAAGCCAGGAUCCAAUUGUGAACAACAAAUCCAAAUGACUAGCAGUACUUCUUCUAGUACUGCCUCUCAUCCCCCCACAGCUAAAAGUACUAGUAGCACAAGUACUAGCGCUAGUUCCACUAGCAAGAGUUGUCUUUCGAGUGAGGUAUCGAAUCAAGAGUCGUCUCAUCAUCAAUUUUCUGAUGAUGUAUACAAACCAGACUUGAGUAACUGCAAUCAGCUCCCUUUUGAUCAGUUGAGUACUAGCACUACUACUUCUUCAAAUUCUUAUCAACCCAAUAUUUCUUGGGUUGAUGGAUUCUCAUUUGCUCAGCAAAUGUUUGCGACACCAAAAGAUGAAGCUGCUUUGUCGAGCGAAUUAACUUCCGCUGAUGAACGUGGUGAUUCGGAUGAGUUGUUGGAAUUCGAAAGGAUGAAAGUCGAAAGACAGAUAUCAGCUUCUUUGUAUGCUAUGAAUGGUGUGCAAGAGUAUAUGGACACAGUUCAUGAUGCGAAUGAAGCUCUUUGGGAUCUUCAACCAUUCUGUGCUUUGUGAUCCAACUGUUCCAUGCAUGCCUUUAUGGAUAUUAAUCUUCAUCUCUCUUUCUGUUUCAUUGAUUCUGGUCACUUUUUUCUUUUCUUUUUUUCACUCACUAUAUACUCUUAAGAAAAGAGUUAAUUAAUAGAUCGGAUAACAAUAACAGAUCGAGAAUUA